This is a messenger RNA of Bactrocera dorsalis (oriental fruit fly), 3866 nucleotides long. It is a transcript of the gene Tmep, whose product is annotated as transmembrane protein 184B. The transcript has 9 exons. Gene Ontology annotation, biological process: transport. The coding region runs from base 442 to 1665 and encodes 407 amino acids. Gene Ontology annotation, molecular function: transporter activity. The record is from RefSeq and is a predicted model, not a curated record. NCBI's taxonomy places the organism in Eukaryota, Metazoa, Arthropoda, Insecta, Diptera, Tephritidae.
AUUUCGUAUUUAUUUUUCAUAGUAAUCAGUAAGUUUUUCCUCCAAGAUCGUAAAGUGAUUUUUGAAAAAGUUAAAAUCGGUUUAAUUGCUUAAAAAAUCGCAUAAAUUAGUACAAAUUACGGACAACUCGCGCACAAAAAUCGAAUUACGAGUGUUUAAAGUGUUAUCAGUGUAUUUGGACAAAAUACGUAAAGCCUGUGCUUUCGCAAAGCCAAAGAAAAAAAACGUCAUCUUUGUCGAAUUGAUUCGCUGGCGACCACAACGACAUUCGCAACAGGAGAAAAAAGAAAUUAAACAAUAAUCAUAUAAAUGACAAGUGGUUGAUUUUGGUUUACUUUUUGCAACUGUUUCUAACGCUAUUAUAAAAAGAAAAUAAAAUUAUAAAAGUGUCAACAGGAAUACUAUAAAAAAACAGCCUAAAUAAGACGCAGACAAACAAGUAUGAACAGCGUUGUGAGCAGCACAGCGCCAAGUACAACGAGCUUCAUUGACCCGAAUGGCACAACAGCAGCCGCCAUCGCAGUUGCCGCAUCGACGAUGACCGAAUCGACCACGCUGAAACCGAGUAUCGUUGUACAAGCCAAACCAAUGCCGUCGCCCAUUGAUCCGCUCAGUCACGUCGGUGAUGGUAUCUUCCUGCAAACAAAAACCGCCCAAGGACUUGCGACCGUCUUCGUGUGGGUGGCACUAUUUAUCACAUGCCAACAGAUUUAUCAACAUCUUCGUUGGUACACAAAUCCACAGGAGCAGCGCUGGAUAGUGCGCAUCCUUUUCAUUGUGCCCAUGUAUGCGACAUACUCAUGGAUCAGUUUGUUUUUCUUCAAUUCGGAUAAUGUGUAUGUGUACUUCUUUACCGUGCGCGAUUGCUACGAAGCUUUUGUCAUCUACAGUUUCUUGUCGCUGUGCUAUGAGUACCUUGGUGGCGAGGGCAAUAUCAUGUCCGAGAUACGCGGCAAGCCCAUCAAGAGCUCGUGUCUGUAUGGCACCUGCUGUCUGAAGGGCAAGACGUAUACAAUCGGUUUCCUGCGCUUUUGCAAGCAGGCCACAUUGCAAUUCUGCUUGGUGAAGCCGCUGGUGGCAUUCAUUAUUAUAUUCCUGCAAGCCUUUGGCCACUACCAUGAUGGUGAUUGGAGCGCAAACGGUGGCUACAUUUACAUUACAGUUAUCUAUAAUAUAUCCGUGUCUCUUGCCCUCUACGGUCUAUACUUAUUCUACUUCGCUACGCGUGAUUUACUCACACCAUUCGAGCCUGUAUUGAAGUUUUGUACAAUCAAAUCGGUUAUUUUCUUAUCGUUUUGGCAAGGUGUUAUGUUGGCCAUUUUGGAAAAGGCCAAGGUCAUCUCGCCAAUUGUGGACAGCGUCGGCACUGUCACCUCAGCUGGUACUGUUUCGGCGGGCUAUCAAAACUUCUUCAUUUGUAUUGAAAUGUUGUUUGCUGCGAUUGCCUUGCGCUAUGCAUUCCCCUAUCAGGUUUACGCGCGCAGCUGCAUUGCCGAUGGCCAAGGUCGCUCUGUUACCAUGCAAUCAAUUUCAAGCAGUCUUAAAGAAACUAUGAAUCCCAAGGAUAUUAUGACAGAUGCUAUACACAAUUUCCAUCCACAAUACCAACAGUACACGCAAUACAGUUCCGAAGUUACCUCGUCUCAACGUUAUGAAAAACUUUAAAAUCAUUGUCUGACAAUGCGCUAAUGAGCCGCCGAGCGGAAGACAUAAAAUGUUGUGAGCGUUGAAGAGGGCGAACAGAAACAGAAACAGAAUCAGAAAUAGUACUUACUUAUAAUUUAAUAAAUAUAAUUAAAAAAAAGCAAAAAAAGACGACGAAAUCAAUUCUAAAACAAUAUUUCUCUAGUGCUAAUGCGUUAACAAAAUGCCUUUGCGAAGUGCAUUUGCUUACCAAAAUUGCCUUAUACAAAACACACACGAGUACACAUAAAUAUAUAUUUAUACAUUAAAAUACUGCUAGCGAUUAAAAGCGAUUAUCAAUAAAAGAACAGGAUGAAUUUCAAGCAAACGAUAAAAAUGGCGUAGCUCUUAAGUUGAACUAAAAUAUAAUUAGACACACACACAUGCACACAUGCGUGUAUUGCGAGGGAGGUAUGCGUUUUUCGUUCAUUUUCUAAAUAUAUGUAUGUAUGUACACCGCUUUUAUUUUAUACUUUUAAGUUUCUACAAGUGUUGCUUGUUUAGCGUAGCUCAAGGUGCACCUGGACCAAUGCACUGCCUCGUUAUAUCUAACAAGAAGGGAGAAAAAACAUUAAUUUUUAUUGAUUACGAAAAGAAAUAGGAAAUUUGCCGCAAUACAUUCCUCUUUAAGCCAACUAUAUUCAAAAAAUAUUCCUGUUGAUCGUAGCUUGAUUCAUAGUUGAUAUGUAUUUUGAUUUUUUUUUUAAUUUUGAAUUCUUACUUUUUUGUAGCUCAUGUUUAUACAAUUUUACUAUUCAUGCAGUUUUUAAAAUUUUUCUUAUUGUUUGCCCACUAGCUAGGUUAUUAUUACUACCCAUGAAUUUAUACAUUAUUAUAAAGCAAUUAAAAAAUGUGUUUACCAAUAUAUCAUCUACGCAUAUAUGCAUAUUUAGCUAUAAUUCUGUACUUGUUUGAAAUUUCGGCUUUCCAAAAAGAAAAAGCCACCUACCUUCGGGUACUUAUUCAAUGAAAACAAAUAACGUUACUUUAGUAUGAGCCUAAAGCACAAAGUACUUAACUUGCACAAUGAAAAAAUUGAAAUUUUUUUUUAUAAAUUUUUUGUUUUAAAGUUGUGUUCGCAUUGUUCUUUACAUUUCUGGUGCCGUUAGUUCUACAUAAUUUUUCUCUACACAGUUUAAUUUUCUUUAGAAGAAUUUGACUGACACAGAAAGAAAUGGCCUUUUUACCCAAAAACUAAGGGCCACGUCGAUUCCGUUCCGACAUUGUUGUUGUAACAACUUUAAUCAUUGCCAAAACGUUUUUUUAACUUCUAGUUGUUCUAUGCCAAUUCUUGUUCUUACUACGAGUACGUGAUCUGAGUUAUGUAGAAAAUUUUUGAAAUCUGUUCUAUUAAAAACCUAUAUUUGCACGGAUCCUUUUUCAUUUCAAGUAUUUCUCCUGUUUCAAACGUUCAGGCAUUACAAUUUCAAAAAUUCGAAAAUCAAUUUCGAAAUUUUAUCUAAGCAUUUAGUUUUGCUGUUGCUGUGAGGGAAUAUUUCGCUUUAUAUUUAUCGGAUUUAAAGAAAUAUAUAAUGAUUUUAUUUUUAUUUUUUGCCAAAAGCGCAGAUUUAUAAUUUAUUAACAUUUAUCAAAAUUAUUUGCAGUUGUCGCGCUUCACACAUUGCUCAAAAAAAAAAAAAAUUAUAAAAAAAAUUAAAAAAUUAUUUAACAAAUAUAAAAAAAAAAUAUUAAUAUUAAUAUUGCCAUUGCAAAAUAAACUAAUAAUAACAUUUUGAUUGCUUAAAUUUGAUCUGUAUUAUUUAUAUUAUACUAUUUUUGAUAUUUUUGUUUUGUUUAUUUUUUUAAUAACACUAAACUAAAAGAAUAAAAAAUUAGCCACCAUAUAAACAGAUUUUUAUACACCUUUUUGGUUCUUUAUUUAAUAUUUGUAUACUUUUUUGUAUAUACCGUGUUUUUGCUUCUUUGAACACACAUACUACUGCAUUGCACAAUAGUCUUUUUUAGCUUUUAUGUGAUAGCCUUAAACAAUGCGCAUGUGAAAAUUUUACGCAUACCUUGUACAAUGUUACAAUUUUAUUGUACUAAAGAUUAUUUACCACAUAUACAUAUAUGGAACUUUGUAAAUUAUAUGAAAUUUGCUUAAAAAAGUAAUUAUUUUUAAAUGAAAUAUUGUAUGAAUUUUUAUUAUAAAUAUUAAAUAAAAGAUGUGUGCUUAAGUAUGA